Molecule: messenger RNA, 4150 nt
Organism: Nycticebus coucang (slow loris)
Lineage: Eukaryota; Metazoa; Chordata; Mammalia; Primates; Lorisidae
Gene: ALKBH4
Product: alkB homolog 4, lysine demethylase
Exons: 3
Coding region: 1-1182 (393 amino acids)
Biological process (GO): protein demethylation; actomyosin structure organization; oxidative demethylation
Cellular component (GO): contractile ring; midbody
Molecular function (GO): oxidoreductase activity; actin binding; demethylase activity
Source: RefSeq, a predicted model, not a curated record
AUGGCGAAGAAGUACGGCCCACACACUGGCCCAGUCGGCGACCCUGGUGUCUGGUGGAGCCCGCGCCUCCUACAGUCGGCCAGGGGAGUCCGUGGGCAGCCAAGCCCACGAACCAGAGCUGCGCAAGCCAGCUGGUGCGAUCCGCGGGUUCCGACGACCGGAAGGAAGCAGAGCCGAGACCGCGUUCCUCCCGCGCGGACUACAACUCCCAGAGGCCCCAGCGGCCCGCGACCCCCGCGCCUGCGCCGUGGCCGCUGGAACGGCGCGAUGGCGGCGGCUGCGGCGGCGGUCGAUGUGCCCGAGGUCCUUCAGCAAUGCGGUUGCAAGGGCAUCCGGACCUGUUUGAUCUGCGAGCAGCAGCGCAGUAGUGAUCCGCCCUGGCAGCACCCUCUGGGGAAAACACACCAUUUCAUUUACUGCUCAGACACUGGUUGGGCCGUGGGCGCCGAGGAGUCUGACUUUGAGGGCUGGGCCUUCCCUUUCCCGGGAGUGAUGGUGAUAGAGGAUUUUGUGACCCGGGAGGAAGAAGCUGAGAUGGUUUGUCUCAUGGACCAGGAGCCCUGGAAGCUGUCACAGUCUGGACGGAGAAAACAGGAUUAUGGCCCCAAAGUCAACUUUCGGAAACAGAAGCUAAAGACUGCAGGCUUCCGAGGUCUUCCCAGCUUUAGCCGUGAGGUGGUGCGGAGAAUGGGCCUCUAUCCUGGGCUGGAGGGCUUCCAGCCCGUUGAACAGUGUAACCUGGACUAUUGCCCUGAGUGGGGCUCUGCCAUUGACCCCCACUUGGAUGAUACCUGGCUGUGGGGGGAGCGGCUGGUGAGCCUCAGCCUCCUGUCCCCAACUGUGUUGUCCAUGUGCCGCAAGGCGCCCGGCAGCCUCCUGCUCUGCUCAGCCCCAUUGGCUGCCCCAGAGGCCUUGGUGGACAGUAUGAUAGCCCCCAGCAGGUCUGUGCUGUGCCAGGAGGUAGAAGUGGCUAUCUCCUUACCUCGACGCUCCCUGCUGGUGCUAACAGGGGCUGCACGGCACCAGUGGAAGCAUGCCAUCCACCGCAGACACAUCAAGGCCCGCCGUGUCUGUGCCACCUUCAGGGAGCUGUCAGCUGAGUUCUGUCCUGGAGGGACGCAGCAGGAACUGGGCCAUGAACUCCUGCAAAUCGCUCUUUCCUUCCAAGGAAGACCUGUGUGAGCUCCUCCCUGGGGACAGGAGAUGGCACGGGGCCUGGCCAGAGUCACUGGUCCUAGAGUUGGCCAGGCUUGAGAUUGAAGUCAGGAGCCCAGCAAUGUCAUUUUUCCCAGCUCAUUAGGUUUUAGGAGAUGUCUGACUCCCAAUGCCAUAGGCAGCAUGAGCCCUGCGCAGGAACUGGUUGUGUUGGGAAUGCACCUCACGUCUGUCCCCUUUGACCUGCACUGUAGCCAUUCUGCUUUGGUUAUUUGUCACAGUUUGGGGACAGUGGGAUAGUUUGAGCCUAAAAAGGCUGGAAACAUUUAAAACCAUUUUCUCCUUUAUCUGUCUCUCUUAAUGAGGCUUCACUACCCUCCCCACUCCCCCGGCCUGGUCCCUUCAUUUGGGGAGCUUGUUGAAGAACAGAAAUGACAGAGGAUUUGAAGUCUAGAUUUCAGAGUUGGUGACAACUUCGGAGCCAGAGGGCUGUGGUGAAGGCAGGGAAAACCCUGAGAGCCUGUCCCUCCUUUUCUAUAAGGCUGUUAACAAGUAGGACACAGCACCUCUAGCCUGGGGCAACAGACUGUUGUCUCAGAAAAAAAGGAGUGGGGGGAAGGCUCCUCACCUCCUAGGAUACAAGGUUGUUCACUCUGGCUGCAGGCUUACUUGGAUGGACAGCUGCCCACGCACAACAGUGGCCAGGAGCCUGAACCUGCAUGGCUAGCCCUCAUGUUGUUUAUGAGACACACUCGGCUCCCUGCAUGUGCCUAGAGCCACAUUUGGGGGAGCAAGGCCUCAUCGGGUAGUCCGCACCAUUCUGCCAGGUCACUCUUCGAAGCUUCUAGAGCCUCUGGGCAGGGGAGCUGCUGGCUGCCAUCUACCACCUGGUGAAAUGGCAUCCCAGCUACUGAGCCCCCUGUGCGGCUUGAAGAACCCUGUGAAGACCCUCAGGAAAACCAGAUAGAAGCCCUCCAGCCCAGGGUAGAGGCCCGUUCUCCACACCCUCAGCUGCCAGGGGGUGGGAGUGGGAGCCCAGACAGCUGCUCCCUCAUCAGCGAGGAUGGAGCAGUUUCUUCCCAAUGCCAUGACCCCAUGCAGAUACCAGCUGGGCCAGGUAGGCACCCGGGGGCAGAGUCUACAGAAUGCUCCAUCAGCCAAGGGUUCUGUGGGAGAUGCGCAUUUGGGGACCAAUGCACACAGAGACUUCACCAGGAGAGGUUUGGGAAGCUAUUGAGCAAAGAAAUGUGUUCUUUCCUAGCAUUCCUCAGUGCUGGCCAAGCAUUUGACAGUUGGCCCUUGUAGUAAUCCCACAGAUAAACUGUAGGAAACAUUCAUUACAUGAAAGGUUGGUGACCCUCAGAGUUGAGUCUGUCCUAAAAGCUGUGAUGUGAAGACCACUAGGCCCUAUGUGCCUUCUGUGUCCACAGCCACAACGUGUCAUAGCCACACCUCACCCAGCUGGGGAUAGGGAUGGAGGGUGCCAGGCCUGGCCCUUGGUAGCCUGCCCUGCACAUUUCUGAAGUGCUGGGCCCCGCCCCCACCACCUGUGGAGUAAGGACAUUUGCUUAUCUCACGUUUCAAGUGGCCAUCAUACAUACUCCUACACUUUCCUUGGCAGCAGACAUGUGUUGUGCAGACUUUGCUGUCUGCUACAAUGUUCCUGCAGUCUCAAGAAGGCCUGCAAGAGUUCUCUAUGGGGGACACACUAAUGCAGCAGGGUCCAUUCUGAUAGCAGCUUCCUACAGUUUCCUACUCCCAAGUCAGUCGGGCAACUCAGCUGACCCCUUGGCCUGCCCUUUGGAAAGACGUUCAGGGGCCUCAGUGCUGUUUGUUCAGAGUGUAGGUGGUGCUGUCUGGGCAGGUCCUAACUCAGGAGUGGAAAGGGACAGAGCUUGGUCCCAGGAGCAUUCUCUGGAGUUAUUCCUUCCUAGAUUGGUGUUGAACUGCCUGCCUGUCCCAUGUACCACAGCAACCCCCAAGUGGCCAGCAGGUGGCCUGGAAAGAGGGCUUAGCAAGGAGCCUCCGGGCUCAGUUCUAUUCUAGCAGUGGUCUGCAGGGUCCCACUCAGGGCACUAUGGACUCUACCCUGUGACUUUCCCAAGCCAUCAGAAUCAAGACAAAAGCUCUCUCUCAGUGGGUCUGCAGGUGUGAACCAUCGCAGGCUGCAGGCUCACUGGGCUCACUGCAGGAGUGCUCCAUUGAACUGACAAAGGAUUUCCCUUUAAGGAAACUGUAGCCUCCAUAUGCGAGCUCUCUUGCCUCUUCCUGUGUUUCCAGAAAGAGAGGGCCCCACUUGGAAAGGAAGUGGCAGGCAGAGGCACUUACCGUUGGGACCCAGUUAGUGGGAUCCCAUGACGGUGUAUCUGGGUGUCCACACCCUCUCACGGAGCAGCCUAUUAGGACUCCAGCCAGUCACCAGCCACAAGAGGAGGUAGAUGGUAUCCAGAAGGACUCACCCUUGCAGCAGAUACCAGGGAAGGACCAGGGCUGCAGCAUGUCCCCCUGCCUGCAAUGUCUUGCCAAGAACAGAAGGAGCUUUGAACAGCUUUACUAGUUUAUUCAGUUCAAUCCAGGGCAACUGUUUUAAAAAUCCACGCAUGAUCUGUAUAGUGUCAUGCAUAAAUGAUGAGCACAAGACACGUAACAGCUGCAGGUGACCCCUGACUCACUCAGGCUCCUGUGGUUUUGUCCUCAACAGACCUUCCCAGAAGACGCGGAGACAUAUUCUGCCUUCUAAGUCUGAAGCAGAAACACUUGCUUUUUGAGACUUGUGGACAGGUACUAUAGAUAAGAGUGUGUUCCACAGUGGAAAGGGCCUCAGCCUGUCUGAGGGUGCUUGUUUUAGGAGCACCAGGAAGGUUCUAUCUGAAACUAGGGCAAGCCCAUAAUGACCCCAGGGCAGCCUGUGGAACCUCUCACCAGGCACAGGCCAUAGUUAUAAUACACUUAAAAAUCAGGCUAACCUUGGGCGGCGCCUGUGGCUCAGUGAGUA